Messenger RNA from Gopherus evgoodei (Goodes thornscrub tortoise), 2567 nucleotides. RefSeq names its product LanC like 3 (gene LANCL3). The transcript has 5 exons. Gene Ontology annotation, cellular component: plasma membrane. The coding region runs from base 439 to 1671 and encodes 410 amino acids. The record is from RefSeq and is a predicted model, not a curated record. Gene Ontology annotation, biological process: peptide modification; carbohydrate metabolic process. Lineage: Eukaryota; Metazoa; Chordata; Testudines; Testudinidae.
UCAAUCCAAGCCGCUCUGCUUCCUUCGCUGGUCCUGAGGCAGCGUUGAUGGGGGCCAGCUAGGGGCUGCAGCCUUCCACUGGCUUCCCCCCUCGCCCACCCUCUGCUAAAGGUGCAGGGGGGGCCGCUCCGGCAGGUGAUGCGCCCUGCCGCUUGACAGCCGCAUCUGCAGCCAAGGACGACAGCAGGUUGGCGGGGCCAGGGCGAGACGGCCUCAUGCUGGCGCAGAUUCUCUCUGGGUGAGCAGCAGGCGGCGGCGGGGGGGUUUCUCUGAGCCAUUUAAAUCAAGGCUGGAGCCAGCCCUGGCAAUCGGCUCGCGACGGAAGCAACGCUACGCUGCGGGGACGCACUUUUAAUCAACCCCCUGCUCCGAUUUCGGUGCAGCCGCCGCGGGCUGCUCGCCCAGCUCCUCCCAGGCCCAGUGCAGCCCGGCCCGGGCAUGGAGAGCAAGCGCUGCUUCGCCAACCGCUUCGAUGACUACGCGGGCAGCCUGCCGGCCGGGCAGCACCACGAGGCGGUGGUGCCCUGGGUGGCCGCCACCAUCGAGCGCAUCCUGCAGCAGGUGCCCCCGCUGGAGGGCGGCCUUGCGGGGGGCGGCCUGUACGGCGGGCUGGCCGGGGUGGCCUACAUGCUGUACCACGCCGCGCGCUGCCCGCUCCUGGCCCCGGCCCGGGACACCUACCUGCGGGCGGCCCGGCGCCUCAUCGACGCCUGCGUGCGCUACGAGGAGGAGUGGGGCGAGCCGGACGCCGACACGCGGGCCGCCUUCCUGCUCGGCGGGGCCGGGGUCUACGCGGUGGCCGCGCUCGUCUACCAAGCCCUAGGGCUGCCCGACUUCGGCCGGCUGCUGGGCCGGUUCCGGGAGCUGAGCCAGAUCUGCGCCCCCGUCAUCUUCCUGGAGUGCGGCUCCGACGAGCUCUUCGUGGGCCGGGCCGGCUACCUGUGCGCCGCCCUGGUGCUCAAGCAGAAGCUGGGCAUGGAGAUGUUGACCCCAGUGCAGAUCAGAUCAAUUUGCCAGGCUAUAUUAGAAUCUGGGAAGCAGUAUGCUGUGAAGAAGAGGAAACCAUGCCCACUCAUGUACUCUUAUUAUGGAACAGAAUACCUUGGUGCAGCCCAUGGCCUUUCAUCCAUCCUUCAGAUGCUGCUGUCCUAUUACGAGUACCUUCAGCCUGCAGAUCAGGAGCUUGUAUGGCAGAGCAUUGACUUUCUUAUGGACCAAGAACAGAACAGCAACUGGCCUCCUGAACUGGGAGAGACAAUUAAGCGGGAGAGUGAGCUUGUGCACUGGUGUCAUGGAGCUCCAGGUAUUGCAUACCUGUUUGCAAAAGCUUAUCUGAUUUCCAAGAAGCCCCAGUAUCUGGACACUUGUAUCCGCUGUGGGGAACUGACAUGGCAGAAGGGCCUGCUGAAGAAGGGACCUGGAAUUUGCCAUGGAGUGGCUGGUAGUGCCUAUGUGUUCCUACUCCUAUAUAGGCUUACUGGAAACUCUAAAUAUAUCUAUAGAGCACAAAGGUUUGCAGAGUUCUUAUUUACAGAAGAAUUUAAGGCUGGUUCCCGAGCAUUAGAAAACAUAUAUAGUCUGUAUGAAGGCUUCUCGGGGACUGUGUGUUUCCUGAUUGACUUGCUGCAGCCCAACCAGGCCGAGUUCCCUCUCUUCAGUGUCUUUGUCUAGAGAAGGAUGUUCUCCAGUGACAUAUUGGAACAGCCAUGCACAGGGCACCCGCAGUUUCACUUAUCUGUAAAGGAAGGCUAUUUACAAAAUAAGCCACAUUCGGUGGUACCACUAAUGCUAGCCUUAAUUUUGUGGGGGUGGGUCAGGAAAAAGCCUAAAUAUACUGGGGUUUGGAGAGGGACGUAUGUGUUUUUUAAAAAAUUAACAGUUUAAAAAUAAAAGAGAGUGAAGUGGUUUUUCAAAAUUGAAUGGACAGAAAUUGGGUUGUACUAAGCAAAGUAACGUCUUCUGAUUAUUCAAAUGAGAGUGAAAGAGGCGUUAACAAUCUAACAUGAUGGUCAUACAGAAAAACGAAAUGGAAAUCAGAACAGUAGGGACAUGCAAGGGAAAUAAAAUGAUUAAUCCAAUGACUUUAAAAAGAGAUCCAUAAAAUACGACCUUAUACAGCUAUGCUCUUGUAGGUGACACAGGUCACUAAAGUCUGAAAAGGCAAAAUCUGGGAUUUCUUAAUUAAACAUUUCUUAGUACUAGUACCACCUUUCCUAGAAGUACCUAUAUGUUGGAAUCUUUUCAUUGUUAUAUGCAUAUAAUAGCAGUUAUACAGCUACAUUCUGUCUUUAAUUGCACAUGUACCACAUUACUAUUGCAGUCAGUGGGGUUUCAUGUAUGUAUUCAUGAAUUUGACCGUGAGUUUCAAAACUGUGUGUGUGGUAAGAAACACUAAUCCCUACCAUCACCUUAUGGUAUAGUAGUAGUACUCCAUCUUUUUAUAAAUAUUUUUCUUUCAUGAAGAUCAACAGAAGCCAUGUAGAAGACUUGGAUCACUAAAUUCUGUAGCAAAGGUCUUAGACAAGGUGUGUGAGGUAAUGUUUUUUAUUGAACCAACUUCAGGUCAG